UAAUUAAUUUUCAAAUAGAACAGAAGCGUUUGGUUUUCUUGCAGUAAAAGUAAAAUAAAAUAAAUUUAUAUUUAAUUAAUUGAGCGGUUCAGAGCAAAAAGUGAAAAUGAAAAUUUUCAAAAUAUUUGAAAUAACAUUCUUAUCGCUUGUCGGUUUAAUAUUGAUAAAUGGUACGCCCGUCGCUAUUGACGAGUCCAAUCCUGAGCAUAUUAAGAAAAUACGCUAUGCUAAGGUAGCAGAAAUGCAUAAUUAUAUAAAUGCAUCAGCAGAUCCCUGUGAGAAUUUCUAUAAUUUUGCCUGUGGCAAUUGGGAAAAAAUUAAUCCAGCCAAUUCUCAAGACCACAUAACGACAGGUUUCUUUGAAACCAUGAUAAAAGCUUUGGAUCGUAAAAUUUCUGCAAUGCUUGCUAAAACAGAUGAAUGGGAUAAUGAAAUCGAUAAGAAGGUCAAGAAUUUCUAUGAAUCAUGCACUCGCAUAGGAGUGUUAAAGAACAUGUACAAAUCGAAACUGCAAGAAAUUGCAGAAGAAUUUGGUCAAGUUCCUGCUUUAACGGAAGAUUGGAAUCAGAAUAAAUUUGAUUGGAUAGAUGUUAUUGGUAAAAUUGCCUACAAAUACGGCAGCUCCAUUAUAUUGGGCUAUGAUAUUAUGGGAGACUUUCGUAACAAUUCGGUGAAUAGAAUAUAUGUGGGUCAUCCUGACUUUCCCCUCGAAUCCAAGUCCAUGUAUGUAAAUGAGGAUAAUGCUCAUUAUCGCAAUAGCUAUAAAAAUCAUAUUUCGGGUGAUUUGCAGCACUUUUGGGAAUUGAAAAAGGAACAGGCUGAUAUAGUGGCCAAACAAAUUCUAGAUGUAGAAGUGGCUUUAGCCAGUGGUAUAGCAGAUGAUAAAAUGGGUUUACAACUGGAUGAGUUAACCAGUUUGACUACAUUGGACGAGCUGCAGAAAAAAUACAAACCUCAUUUAGAUUUUGUUAAACUAUUAAAUAUUUCGCUCGGCACUUUACCCUCCAUGUCGGAGCCUUUGUACGAAAUGUUUUCGGACUAUCAAACGAAUCUAAUAAAAAUCCUGGAUGAAACACCCAAAGAACAUAUUGCUAAUUAUAUUUACUAUACCCUACUCAAAGAUUUCAUGUUGCGUACGCCUAAAAAGAAGGAAGACUUGGAAUCGAAAUGUAUUUCAAAUACGAAAAAACAUUUUGCCAAAAAUCUCGACAACAUGGUGUAUCGCAAAUACAAUACCAAUCAAACGGAAAAAGAUGUCAAACUAAUGUGGGAUGAGAUAAAGUUUAACUUUAAAAACAUGUUGCAGUCGCAAAAAUUGGACUGGAUUAGCGCCGAAACACGUAAAUAUGCCGAAGAAAAACUGGAUGCCAUGAAACUGGAAAUAAAUUCCUAUGAAAAUGAAGAUUUCGCUGAAGAAUUUGGAGAGUUGAUUUUAUAUAAACAUGACUAUAUAGCUAAUCUUAAGAAUAUAAUGAUGUUAAAUGCCAAAAAUGAAAGAAAAGCCUUAUACGAACCACCCAAGCCUUUGGAAGCAGGAGAAUUGCUAUCCUACACUCCGGCCAAUAUUAUUGUAGAAAAUCGUAUCAAAGUACCCGUUUCCUUGUUGCAGCCAUAUUAUCUGUGGUCCACCUUUUAUCCAAAUGCCCUAAAAUUCGGCACUUUGGGCACCUUGAUAUCGCAUGAAUUAAUUCACGGUUUCGAUGACACUGGUCGAACAUUCGAUAAAUAUGGCAAUAAUAUCGAAUGGUGGGAUGACAAUUCAACUGCCGCUUUUAAUGAACGCAGCAAAUGUUUUGUCAAUCAAUAUAAAAAAUACGUUUACGGUGGUAAAAAUUUACCCGAAAUGGCCUCACAAUCGGAAAAUAUAGCUGACAAUGGCGGCUUACACUUGGCCUAUGAAGCCUAUUUGUACUGGUACGAACAUGCCGUACGCAUUAAUCAACCCAUGUUGUAUGAAACUUUGCCUCGUCUCAAUUACACUAGUAAACAAUUGUUUUUCAUAAGUUAUGCUCAACUUUGGUGUAGUGAUGCUCAUCCUGCUGUACGUAGUCUACAGACCGCCAUCGAUUCUCAUGUACCUGGUAAAUUUAGAGUCAUAGGACCAUUGUCGAAUUUUAAAGAAUUCUCUAAUGUAUUCAAUUGUCCUGAGGGUAGUCCCAUGAAUCCGGUUGAUAAGUGUUUUAUUUAUUAGGGUAAAAUAUAAAAAUAUUGAAUUUAUUUGUUUGUUAUCAAAUUGUUAAUUGAUGUUAAUUAAACUUAUUUUUAUAAUUACAAA
Molecule: messenger RNA, 2275 nt
Organism: Lucilia cuprina (Australian sheep blowfly)
Lineage: Eukaryota; Metazoa; Arthropoda; Insecta; Diptera; Calliphoridae
Product: neprilysin-4
Exons: 1
Coding region: 107-2191 (694 amino acids)
Biological process (GO): protein processing
Cellular component (GO): plasma membrane
Molecular function (GO): metalloendopeptidase activity
Source: RefSeq, a predicted model, not a curated record